ACCUUUUCACGCCAUGAGCACGGCUUGGUCAUGCGACAUGACGAGUCCAAACAUACCCGCUGUAGGACCCGUGCGAGACGUUCUCGAGAAGUUCCAGAAAGGAGACAAUACACACCCGCUGUCGCAUCCGCGACCCGAGCAGUGUCCGUCGUGCGAGUCGCCUUCACGUGACAGUUCGCUUGAAGCCUGUAACUGGAACUCGAACGACGCCCCUCGCUAGAGAGGAUUCUUCUCGCACGCGAUUCUUUUUAUAAAGGUGCUGGUAUUUUUCAUUCCUACGCAGAAGACCCGACGAUCGUUUUCAAAACCGCGGUCGAGCUAUUCCUGUUUGAUACUCUCAGCACGUCCUGUGUUCUUACCUCGACAUCCUGAAAUGACGACUGUCGUGCGAAUCGCGGCCUGUCAUGGCUGCCUCAACGUUCGGAUGAUGGCCAAGGGUGGGGGAGGCGGAGGCGGGGGAAAGGGCGCAAGCAGCGGCGGCGGCAAGGGCGGAGGAAAAGGCGGAGGGGGAGGCGGAGGCAAGAGCGCCAGCAGCGGCGCUAAAACCGGCGGCGGCGGCGGUAAGAGCGCCCCCAUUUCCGGCAAGACUGCGUCCCAGAUCCAGAGUUCCUCCGCGAAAAUGGGCGGCGGAGCGGUGGCGAAGGGUUCCGCCGCAGCCGCGGCGCAGCGAGCGGCGGCUGCGCCGUCCAAGGUAACCGGCGGCGACGCAGCGGCUCUACAGAGCUUCACGGCGAAGACGAGCGGAGAAGUUGCUAAGGGAUCGCCUGCGUCUCAGGUUCAGAGCACAGCGGCGGGAAAUGAGGCGGGAAAGGGGGAAUAGGUCAAGCAGGGGCAGAAAGAUGAGGGCGAAAUUGUACGCGUUUGUCUCUGUCCCGCGUUUUCUUGUUAGCGUACCAUGUGAAAAAAUGUGUAAACAGAAGUGCAGAACACUAGUGACCAGAUUGCAUGACAACUUUCAUAGAUGCCAAAAAGAGAGAUCAUGAGGAACAAAGCAAGCAACCCAUGUGUUAGUGUCUUCCAAAUCACCUUCAGCCGUUCUCCGGUAUAGA
Messenger RNA from Closterium sp. NIES-67, 1049 nucleotides. The record is from the annotation of a GenBank genome assembly. NCBI's taxonomy places the organism in Eukaryota, Viridiplantae, Streptophyta, Zygnematophyceae, Desmidiales, Closteriaceae.